AUGGAUCAAUGGGCCUCAAUGGAGCAACGAAGUCCUCAACAGGACAUUAGGACGUUAAAGUGCCGCGGGUGCCACCUGAGCACAUCACCGGCGCGCGACCUGCCCGCCCAGCGCAAACGCGCCAGCGGCGGGCGCCGACGCGCGCACGCCUGGCGACCAGCGGCGCAGUCGCGCCUUCGGCCGCCCCCGCCGAGCAGCGGCCGGUCGAGCUCGGACUCUGAGAUCUCUUGUUGGCAGCGUCAGAUCUCCAGGGAGGUCUUUGCCGGCCCCCGCGCAGCCCGGAGGGAUCGCCAGGGCCUGCGCGUCCAGGCGUCGGAGAAGAAAUGA
Prorocentrum cordatum is the source of this 327-nucleotide messenger RNA. Lineage: Eukaryota; Dinophyceae; Prorocentrales; Prorocentraceae. The record is from the annotation of a GenBank genome assembly.